AAAGUGACCCGCCUUGAAACUGGUCAUCGAGGAGGAUGCCCACCGUGGCCGCUCGAUUUUCGUUGUGUGGCCUCAUCCGGCGCUCACGGAGGAGCGCCUCGCCGGUCCUCCGCGCCUUGUCUUCCAAUGCAUCUGGAAACCUAUGUCGCGGCGGCCUUCCCCGUUUCCAUUCCCCGUCCCUUCCUACCUCCAAGGGAAAUGCUGUACGGAUCCAAGGUGACGAGUUCUGGCACAUGACGAAGGUGCUACGCCUGGGACCAAAUGAUAGGGUGGAACUCUUUGAUGGUAAAGGUGGUCUAGUUGAAGGCUGCAUACAGAGUGUAAGUCGGACUGGAUUAGAUAUAAUUGCUCUACAGGAACCCCAAGUCGUUGAUCCUCAGGGUGUUCAGUGGCAUAUAUAUGCAGCUUUUGGAACCUUGAAAGGUGGUCGGGCAGAUUGGCUGGUUGAGAAAUGCACUGAACUGGGAGCGAGCAGUGUAACCCCCCUUUUGACAGAGCGAUCUCAUACGAUUACAGAAAAUCGGGUAGAAAGGUUGGAACGUGUUGUAUUAGCUGCUGUUAAGCAAUGUCAGAGACUACAUCAAAUGACUUUAAAUCCUCCUAUGAAAUUUCGGAAACUUUUACCGAUGGUUUCAAAUUCAAAGUUCGCCUUUGUAGCUGUAGCAGAAGCAACUCCUCUAGUGAAUGUCCUAUCCGAGUCAACUGUAGAAGACAGUGGACUUCUGAUUGUUGGUCCAGAAGGGGACUUCACGAAUGAAGAGGUGAAACUAUUGAUAGAAGCAGGUGCUACUGCUGUUGGCCUUGGUCCAUGCCGGCUACGAGUUGAGACAGCUACUGUUGCACUCCUAUCUACUCUUAUGCUGUGGUCUGAUGCACAAAAACUUCAAUUUCCGUUGCAGUGAACUUUUAGGUGGUGACUUCGUCUGAUGAUCUAUUCAUCAUGAAUAGGUGCAAUCAAGUCGACCCUUUUGCACCAUGCACAAAAUGCCUCAUCAGAUCCUGAUUAUUGUGGGUAGUCUGCCAUAAAAAGCUGCAGCUAAGCAAGCUGUGACAUACAAAGGUUACCAAAAUUGAAUUUUGAGUAGAUGUUUACUCUUGUGUUAUUGAAAAAAAUAUGGUCUCUAUUAAGUCAUUGAUUAA
This is a messenger RNA of Musa acuminata subsp. malaccensis (wild Malaysian banana), 1140 nucleotides long. RefSeq lists its product as uncharacterized. NCBI's taxonomy places the organism in Eukaryota, Viridiplantae, Streptophyta, Magnoliopsida, Zingiberales, Musaceae. The record is from RefSeq and is a predicted model, not a curated record. Gene Ontology annotation, molecular function: rRNA (uridine-N3-)-methyltransferase activity. Gene Ontology annotation, biological process: rRNA base methylation.